Photinus pyralis (common eastern firefly) is the source of this 3441-nucleotide messenger RNA. RefSeq lists its product as uncharacterized. The record is from RefSeq and is a predicted model, not a curated record. The coding region runs from base 1508 to 2587 and encodes 359 amino acids. The transcript has 7 exons. Lineage: Eukaryota; Metazoa; Arthropoda; Insecta; Coleoptera; Lampyridae.
UUGAAUUUUCUUUCGAAAUUGGUUUCUAGUCUAUAACUUUUGAUUGAGAAGUCUGAUCGAAAAAGUACGAAUUGUUUUAAUCCACGAGUGAUUAACCUUGUUUUGUAUUGUAUUGGUGGAUCAUCAAUGUUUGGGAUUAAUAAUUAUUCAAAUUAUUGUAUUUAUUUGUCUUUCCCAACAAAUGUUUAUGUAUGGCUUUCAUAUACAGGGUCAUUCUUGACGAGCGCCAGUUAGAAAGAUAUGGAGAACCUUUGAAAAUGAAACUAAACUGACAAGUCCUUUAAGGGUUUUGGCACAUGAUGAAUUGAACUAAAAUAUUUUCAAGAUGGCUCCACUUCCGCAAAUACCUGAAGUAGCCAUCAACUUUGUUAUUUUAAAUAGGGGCCCCCUAUUUUGUCUACAUUUUCGGAUUCUACGUUGUAGCGGAACACCCUUAUGGGUGCAGGGCUGGUUUCGGUUCGUCGGCAAUGGGGGGGAAAAUAAAACCCACGUAUGCUGGUUGUAGUUUAUGUUGAGAAACGCUUAACGAAUAAACACACUAAUUACAUAAGGACAUUGACAAGUGACGACGCUUACUUAACGACCUUACAUUAAAAUUUUUACCUAAAAAUAAUUAGGCGAAACUACAGUAGUUAUUUUAUGGUUCGUGCAGCGAAAUCAACACUUAGGAAUACAAUGGCCCCAUAAUCGAUAGGUGAACGAAAGUAAGGGGUUAUCUUACACACAGAUUUCGAGUUUGAACGUUUAGUUUUGCGCAACGACCUCUCUAGGUUAAGUUACGUACAAUUGGUGUAAUGUUGAAAAGAAUUCUUUAAAUUUGGCGCGUUCCACUAUAACGUCGAAUUUGGAGUACAACGAUACCCCAUAGUUGACCCUUUGCUCCAAGGGGUUUGUCGAUAUUCAAGUUUUUAUGUCAAAAUCAUCCUUUAGUAAUAAACUUACCCACCUUACCACCUACUUUGCGUGCAAUAAUAUAGUCCGUUUUAAGACAAAAUGAUUUAAUUGUCCACAUUUAUUGCAAUUUUUCCCAAAGGACAUUCACGAACUCCAUUAACAGUCUGACACCUUCUACAUUGAAACUUUACACCAGGCUCCAGCACCUUUUUCUCACCACUGGUUGUCAAUCUUUUAACAUUAGGUACCUACACAUACUAAAAGUAGUUUUUCUCUUCAGAAUUUUGUUUUAAUAUAUGCAUUCAAUAAGUAGGAAAUGAGACUGGUGGGUAGGUAGUACCUAUGUGCUUUAUAUAAAAAUAUAAAAUAAGCACUAGGUACAACAAUUGCAAAAAAAGAUCACCAAUUUGCGUGCAGUUGAAUUAAUAAAUAGUGACAUCGUACCGUAUCUGUAUUGAUUCGAUUUUAUAUAUCAAAAUUCCAGAAGUCAUCUUAUUGCGAUUGUGCACGUUCUUUAUUUAGAGUUUUAAAAUAUAUUUAGUAAGACAGAGUUCGUCACGAAAUCCGUACCUGCCUCUCCCGUUGAAAUUUUGCACGAAUAUAUUAAAUUAAAAUGGCAUUAAGUGAAUAUCCAACAGUGAAUAAUAAUCUGGUUCAAGAAGGUAUUGCCCAUUGGAAUAAGAAAAGGGAAGCGGAUGAGAAAGUGAAGCUGGAAGAACAGAUCAAGAUGAGAGAAAUGUUGGAAAGGUAUUGGCCGUGGGGUAAGAAACCGCAACCCAGAGGCUAUAGAAAUUUAAAGUUGGAUGAAAUAAUUCCCAGCGAAUCAGUGCGCCCUUUAGGUCUGGGGCGAUCAGUAGUAGGUCGCCCGCAGAUUCGCACGAAAGAGCAUCCAAUAAUUCGCUUUCAGUGGAACGAGGAUUUAAGAAAGUGCGUCGAUAACACAAUACGUUAUAAAACUAGUAAAGAACAGUGUACCCAAUAUCGGAAGCAGCUAGAUGCCCAGGUAGCGGAGAGGAAAAUGCGUGAAAAAUGGGAGAAGGAAAACGAAACGGAGUUUUAUCGAAGAUCGUUUUUGAGAACUCCUCCGUGGGGUAGGCCAGGUCCGGGUGGAACUAACUGGAGACCACCGCGGAGUGUAGGAUUUAAUUUUUUAAAGUCAUUGGGUUGGUCGACCGAGAACACAUUGAAGUCGUUGGCGAGCAAACCUGAUAAUCAUCACGAGGGUAUAUUGAAAGAGUACGAGAACUUUAAAAAGGCUGUUAACUCCGAGGGGGUUCGUUUGGAAGGCGACAAGUCACGUAACGAUCGUUUUUUAAACGAACGAAUCGAGUCAGCUUUAAACAAGCGCCGACUCUCACCAUUAAAGCGGGAAAAGGUUAAUGGCGAAGAGUUGGUGUCGCUCUUGGCCAAGCAGAGGGUUGUCCCCAAGAAGAUGCAUCUGGGCACAACUGACGUUACAAGAGGCAAUAACGAAACGAAAAAACACACAGGUUCCGACUACUUGCAAAACUUAACGAAUCAAAUGGAGGUAAAAAGGCAAUACGUGCAGGAACUGAAGGAAAUUGAUGUUGGAAACGUGCGGCGACAUUUUGAGUCGCUGGACAACUUUUGGGGAAGGCCUGGGAACGGAGCUCCUCGGUCAACAUUGAAAAAGGGAUGCUUGGAUCGUUUACUUUAUAACAUCUACGCUUAAUUGUCGAAUUUACUUAUAUAUAAUAAUAUAAUUUAAUAAUAUUGUAUCUAUUUAAAAGUAUUGACAGUAGAAUUUCAACAGGCAAAGCUCAAUGUUUAGUGCAAGUUAUGUCAUAAUUAUCUACCUAUGUAAACGGGUCUCUUGUGCUACCCUAACAUACACAAUUACAGCAGUAUCACUAAACUCAAUUUGGAGAAUUUUCAUUCAGCAAUAUAGCUAACUCUUAAUUAGUUUUUAAUUAUGCAUUUCUAAAUAAUGGAUAAUUUUUAACUUCUGAAUCGACACUCGUAGCUUAAGGAAUCCCGAUUAAUGUUUGCCACUUGGCUUCAAAUUUUGAAAAUGAAUCUGUACACUUUCAUUUUAAAAUUUGAUCCUUGAAUCUACCUAAAAGUAAAGUUAAAAGUUUGAGUUUUUAUUUAAACGUCAAGAAGAAACCUUUUAACCUUGAGAUUGAAAUUUGAGGCUUUCAUUUGGAAAGAUUGAAGUUUGAGGGUUGCUUUCAAAACUGGCAAAUUUGAGACGCGAGUGAAUUGUGGCACUUGCUCACUUAAAAAUUGUUUGAAAACUUGAAUCCCAACGGUCGAAUCCCUAAAAGUAAGAGAUUGAGACUCUGCCUCUGUCAUGGAAACUAAAAUUUUCUAAAAGAAAGUAGGCAUCAAAAGGAAGGUUUCAGGGCGAUUUUGGGUAAAUAAAAUUAAAAAUUCGAUGCAACUGAAUACCGGACCAUCUUCGAGAUCUUCGUACAUACAUCAUUUUUACAAUACACCUUAAGGGAUUGAUUCUGCCCCACCAGAUCAGCGUAGCGUGUAAAACAAAUUUUUUGAAUCGAUAUUAGUUUUACUUUUAUUCGAGGU